AUGUUUAAAGCAAUUUAUGGAGAUCCUAAUAAUUAUCUUACAUGGCCAAAAGUUUUAAUUGUGGAUAAAGGCACUGAAUACUUAGGUGAGUGUAGAGAUUUAUUACUUAGUCAUGGCGUAAAAAUUAUACAAGCUAAAUCUAAACGUAGCACAUCAAUAGCAGAACGUGAUCAUCAAGAGUUUGAAAAACAUGCUUAUAUUCGACAGGAUGCUGUUGAUUUUCAUUUACCUUUAUCUGAAAGAUGUCGAUCUUGGGUUAAAGGCCUUCGUAUUAAUGAUGACAUUUAUAAUGAUACUCCUACCCGAUUAAUUCAUAUGUCCCCUAAUGAAGCCGUAAAGAGAGCUUUAAAAGGUGAAAAAAUAUUUGCUGAUCCUUCUGUUAAACAUCGAAGGCCUAUCGGGUUUGAUGAACCUCGGUUAAGCUAUAAAGAUUCUGUUUUAUAUUUACUCGAACCUGGAUAA
Molecule: messenger RNA, 462 nt
Organism: Ambispora gerdemannii
Lineage: Eukaryota; Fungi; Glomeromycota; Glomeromycetes; Archaeosporales; Ambisporaceae
Source: the annotation of a GenBank genome assembly